AUGGCGGGCGGGCAGGCCGUGCCACUGGAGAACGUGCAGUGGGCGCUGGAGGAGCAGCGGCAGGCGGAGGCGGCGCUGCUGGCGGCGCUGUGCCGCCGCGAGGACAGCAUCGCCGCGCUCUGCGACCGCGAGCCGCUGCCGCAGGAGCCCGGCCAGGCCUUCGAGGAGGCGCUCGAGGCGCAGCUCGCCGAGGCCUACCGCGCCUGCCAGGAGCUGCAGGACAAGCUCACRGCGGAGAAGUCGCUGCUAAGUGAGCAGGUGGAAGAGCUCAAGCUGCAGAACGAAGAGCUCCAGGCCAAAAUCGCAUCGCUGAAUGAGCAACUGAAAAAGGAGGAGGAGAAGCACGAGGUCAUAGUGAAGAGCCUGGAGCAGAAGGCAAUGCUGGACAAGGAGAGCCUAAUGAAGGAGAUGGAACAGCGAGUGGAAGCUUUGGCAACUGAGACACACAGGAGGAUGUCUGAGACCACCCAACAGGUCAUCCAGGAGAACGUGGCCCUCAGGGCGCAGCUGAGCAGGUUGAACAGYUACAACAAGGACCUCCUGAAGGACAACGAACAGCUCCAGGCCACCACACGCGACUUGAAGAUCCAAGUGGAUCUCCUGGAGGACAGGGAGAAAGAGAUGGCCAAGCGCUUGGUCUGCAACCGCAAGGUGAUCUCGACGCUCACCAUGUUAUGUGAGAUGCUGCAGGGACUGGGGGACGAGAUGGAGUGGAAGAAGGUGCAGAGGCAGCUGGAGCAGCUGAAGGAAGCRGCAGCGCUGCUGCGCUCUGAGGGGGAGGACUCACGAGCAACGGUGAAGAAGAUGACAACUGAGCAGCAGCACCAGCCGAGGACCUCGGAGAUGAGGUGCAGGGAGAGCAUGGAGAGUAUCCUCAGCAAGGGGGUCAGCAGCAGGGACCUCAGGGAGAGGCCACUGGAGAAGAUUGGAAAAUCCCACUGGGCCAAAUUGCGGAACAGGUUGAUGACACAGGAGCUGUUAGAGUCCCCGGGUGCAGGGCUGCUGCUGGCUUCAAAGGAGAGCAAGAUGCAGGAGCUAGGUGCACCCAAAAGGAGCUCCAGCCAGAUUCAUUCAGUCUUGUCCCCAAGAGCCUUCCCUGAGCUCUCUCAGAAGGUGCCCUUCAAGAUGAAGCUGCUCGUGUCCCACCUCCUGCCUACGCUGAGAGGUUCUGGCCGUUUCCACAGGCUGCCCCUUCUGGAACCGCCUGUGCCUCUGAUGCAGCCUGACGCCUACAGUGAUGAGACUGCUAGUCCGUGA
Messenger RNA from Nothoprocta perdicaria, 1257 nucleotides. RefSeq names its product cilia and flagella associated protein 157 (gene CFAP157). Bases 1 to 1257 code for a protein of 418 amino acids. NCBI's taxonomy places the organism in Eukaryota, Metazoa, Chordata, Aves, Tinamiformes, Tinamidae. Gene Ontology annotation, cellular component: ciliary basal body; cilium. Gene Ontology annotation, molecular function: microtubule binding. The transcript is spliced from 8 exons. The record is from RefSeq and is a predicted model, not a curated record.